AUGUCAAUGAUUCUCAAGCACAAAGGAAUAAAAGGACAUCAAACUUCAUUUUCCCAUUGGAAUCUAUUUUAUCUCAUGCAUAAAUGUCAUCAUCUCAUUUCUUUGAAUCCCUUGGGCAUUGAAUGUGGAGACUUUCUGAAGUUUUGUUUUUCUCUUGAUAUUUUAUUUUGUGAAUUAGACGGAAAACAGAAUCAACCCGGCAUUUGUUGA
Molecule: messenger RNA, 210 nt
Organism: Clunio marinus
Lineage: Eukaryota; Metazoa; Arthropoda; Insecta; Diptera; Chironomidae
Source: the annotation of a GenBank genome assembly